GUGUCUAUCCCAUUAUUGCUACUGUUGCAGCCUCCGAGCUUAUUACAUGGAUGAGAAGUGGAAGCUAUCAAAGAAGGAAGCUUCAGGCACCACCCAUUGUUCAAGUUCUUCAAAGUUCUCACUCCCAAGGAAUUUCUCAACAAAGAGUGUUUCUUCCAAGUCUCCCCUUCUUAGGAGUUCCUCACAGAAGAACUCUUCUUCUUCUUCUUCAUCCAAAUGUUCACUACCAAGAAGUUUUUCACAAAAGACAUCCAUUUCGCGUAAAUGUAGUACCGUGGCCAAGGAACAGAAGGCAAGAUUUUACAUUAUGAGGCGAUGUGUUGCCAUGCUUGUUUGCUGGCACAAACACGGAGAUUCUUGAACAUCAGUGGAGAUAAUGAUCAUAUAUAGAUCAGUAGGGAAUUAAGGUUCCUUUUCCUAUUCUCC
This is a messenger RNA of Hibiscus syriacus, 426 nucleotides long. RefSeq lists its product as uncharacterized. NCBI's taxonomy places the organism in Eukaryota, Viridiplantae, Streptophyta, Magnoliopsida, Malvales, Malvaceae. Gene Ontology annotation, biological process: negative regulation of cell population proliferation. The record is from RefSeq and is a predicted model, not a curated record. Bases 47 to 361 code for a protein of 104 amino acids. The transcript has a single exon.